CUCUGCUCACUCCACUCCACUCUAUACAGAACAGUUGUCUGUUCUCUCAUCUUUUCCAUUUUGAAGACUACUUUACCUUCUUCAUCUCUAUCACUGUGCUCCCUCUUCAACCAGAGCAAGAGUCCCAAACCCUAACAGACCCAGAACAAAACCCAUUUGAAUUAACCCUGAAAUUUCACCUCCACAGCAAUCAAAACCGCCGUUUUUGUCUUCAGCUACACACACAUUGCAGACCCAUCUCAAAAAAAAAAAAAAAAAAAAAAAAACAGAGCAAAACCCCCCAGUUUCUUUCGGUUACAAAUCCGAAGAACCCAUCUUUUUGGCUCAGGCUUCACCACACCACGUUUGCAAAAACCCAUCUUUCUACUUUGGGGUUUUGAGCUGUAAAACCCCAAAAAAUGCAGCACCCAAAACCCUCUUACAAAACCCAGUCCUUCAUUUUUUUCCUCUGGGUUUUAAGCAAUGUACUUGUUCUCGCGACCUCAAAGUCCACAAUCGAGCCCUGCUCGAACUCCGACUCCUGCAACGCUAUGCUCGGCUACAAGGUCUACACCGAGCUCAAGGUCUCCGAAGUAGCUUCCCUCUUCCAGGUCGACCCCAUCUCUAUCCUCACCGCCAAUGCCAUCGACAUUUCGUACCCCGACGUCGAAAACCACAUUCUGCCCUCCGACCUCUUCCUCAAAAUCCCAAUCAACUGUUCCUGCGUCGACGGAAUCCGAAAAUCGGUGUCGACCCACUACAAGACCCGGCCCUCCGACACCUUGGCCUCCAUUGCCGACUCGGUCUACUCCGGUUUGGUGUCGGCGGACCAGAUUCGGGAGGCUAAUUCGAUUUCGGACCCAUCGGUGCUGGAUGUGGGACAGACGCUUGUGGUGCCUCUGCCGUGUACUUGCUUCAAUGGGACGGAUAAUUCGUUGCCGGCGAUUUACUUGUCGUAUGUGGUGACCCCGGAGGACUCGCUGGCGGGGAUUGCGGCCAGGUAUUCGACUACGCUGACGGAUUUGAUGAAUGUUAAUGCCAUGGGGAGCUCGGCUGUUAGGGCUUCUGAUAUUAUUUCAAUUCCAUUGCCUGCCUGUGCAUCAAACUUUCCUAGCUAUGCCGCAGAUCACGGCUUGAUUGUGCCCAACGGGAGCUAUGCCAUUACAGCAAGUCACUGCCUUCAAUGCAGUUGUGGUCCUGGGAGUCUAAAUUUGUACUGUGAGCCUGCUUCAUUAGCAGUUUCGUGUUCAAGCAUGCAAUGUAAAAACAGUAACCUCAUGGUGGGCAACAUCACAGCGCAGCAAACUAGUGCUGGUUGCAAUGUUAGUUCUUGCAACUAUGGUGGUUUCGUGAAUGGCUCCAUAAUCACGACGUUGUCCACAUCUCUUCGGCCUCGCUGCCCAGGACCACAACAAUUUCCACCGCUCAAAGCCCCACCCACUUCAGUAAUCCGGGAUGCAACAUUUGCACCAGCACCCGCACCCCAGUCUGAUGGCUCAAUAGCAGGAGCACCCCAGUCUACGGUGCCUUCAACGACAUCCAGUUCACUUCCAGGAUUAGCGCCCAUAGGUGGUCCUUCCGGGAGUUCUUCUGCUGCUUGCUCCUUGGUUACGCCAUUGACCAAUUUGCCAAGUGUAGUUUUGUUACUCUUGUGUGUCAAGUUCAUGAUGGCCAUCUUAUGAUAGUUUUGGUUUUGUGCUCUGCACAGUUGCUUCAGUAUUUGGACAGUCCAAAACUUGUCUUUAGUAUGUUAGCCCCACUAUCUAUUUUUAGUGUUAAAACUAAUUUUGUGGAUUUGGCAAACCAUGGGGCUUUGGUUUUCCGAUGGGUUUUGUUCAGCUCUGCUGCCAGAUUAUGCACUGUGAGGUAUGGACGGUAUUGCCAUUUCUGUAAUCUAUUCUUCUUGUUAUCGUCCUCCAGGGCUUUAAAAUAUUGCCUGUGCAGAGUUUGUUUAUUAUGUAUCGACUUGAUGAAUCAUGAUCAAUAUAUCAGUGUUCGCUUUCAAUCA
This is a messenger RNA of Rosa chinensis, 1987 nucleotides long. RefSeq names its product lysM domain-containing GPI-anchored protein 1. The record is from RefSeq and is a predicted model, not a curated record. The transcript has 5 exons. Lineage: Eukaryota; Viridiplantae; Streptophyta; Magnoliopsida; Rosales; Rosaceae. Bases 399 to 1661 code for a protein of 420 amino acids.